AGGGAGGGAUGAUAUUUAGUAGAAAGGCUUUUAAGUGGUGAAACCUGCCAGGUUUGAUACACACAACAUUUCAGUACAAGAAGAACACUGUGUCCUUACUGCUUGUCUACAUAAUGAAGCCCUGCUUAGCCGCCCUUUUGGCAUGUGUAAUAGUCUGUGAGACCUUUGCAAUCAAUUCGAUCAAUAUCAUUCCGGACCUUUCGCCGGAUGUGGCCGUACCAGUCACUACCAACACUGUGAGCCUUCUGAAUCCAAAUUGUUACUUUGAAAAUGCCACACUGUGUCCUAUCAAAACCCAAUGCUUUGUGUGGCUUGUGUCUUCACUUACCUCAGCAACAAGCACGUACGAUCAGAAGAAACUAACAAACGGUUUCCUCGCUCCAUAUACAAGUGCCUACACUUCUACUGGAACUGGUUACUCCACAACCCCGAUCAAUAGUCUGGAUAAAAUACCCUGCCCUGGCACUUCUCCUUCCAAUUUUCUAGUUGGAGCAAGUGGUAUUUGUCAGACUUCUGAGUGCAAUGGUGUAUUGCCUACAGGAGCAAAUAUGAGCUUUAAGUAUAUUCUGGUCAAUAACACCAACGGAAUUCUUGCAGAGACACAAUGGUCGUCCAACAUUGCUCUGAAAAACGUACAAAGUCCAGACAGUAUCGGUAAUGGUUAUGCUGGAAGGUCUGCUGCAAUGGUGGUGAUAACAGCAAUUCUUUCCGUUGCUGCUGCUUUGCUUUUGCUGCUUCUACUUAUUGCCUUAAUUCUGGCCUGCUGCUGCCGCAGAGGGAAAACACAGACACAUGAAGUGAGGCGUCAAACUUCGCUGAUCGGAUCCCUCCGUAUUCCCAGUUAUGACGUGCACAACCUGAAGAAUCCUUCCCCCUAUGACAACCCUGCAUACGAGCAAGAACUGAAUAAGAAGAGAUACACCACAAACUCCACCCUGCCCCAGAAAACCACCACGGUUAUCACUCACGUGCACUCUAGUGAUCCAGAUAACAUUACCCUGCAAAAAAUGUGAAAAAAAAGAAUGUUGCUAAUUUUCACAGCAGUAAAUCUGACACUUUAAGAAAUAAUUCAAUCAAAUGCAAAUGUGGCUAAAAAUGAAAAUGGAGUCAAACUAGUUGGAUAAUUGUUAAAAUUCUCUUUGAUACUACUUUUGCUUCUACUGCAAAUAUUAAUAAUAUUUCAGUUAUUAGUUAUUAAUCUUAAAAUAAAUAAUCUUUAUUUAAAUAGCACAGUAUUUAUGUUUGCAAUAAAGCUCCAUACAUCAGUUAUUAACCUAUUUUAAAUAGUCAAAUAUGAUAAAAUAACUCAAAUUAGGUUUGGUUUAGGUUUAGAAUUAUAACUUCUAAAAAUUCUAGAGAGCCACUUUGAUCAAAAUGAUUAAAUGGGUUAACAAUGAAUUUUAAUAUGUUUAAUAGUUUGUUAGCCAUUGUACAAUUGUAAUGAACUCUUAAACUCUCAAAUCAAUGCUUUUUCUGCACUGUAAUCAAAGAAUUUUUCAUAUAUUACCAAAGAGUAUAUUAUAGAAGCGGUAUUGGAUAAAUACUGUAAGCAGAUGUUGGUGGAAACAGUGUACAUAGCAGAAUAUAAGAUAAAGGUUUAUACAGAGGUAAUGAGAAAUUAUACUUAAGUUAAAAUAAAUUCAAAGUUGUACACGAUGGAACAUAUCCAGACAAAAAUGUGCUCAAAUGAAAGAAACAAAAAAGAUAUAUAUUUUUUUAAUAUUAAGAUUUUUCAAAAAUUGAAAAAAUUAAAAUGUAUUAAAACAAAAAUCAUAUUUUUAUCUGAUGAAAUUAAAUUAACAUCAUGCUUUUUGUUCUUUUUUUUCUGUUUAAAUUUUUAAUUAUAACCAUUAUCUUCACACGAACUUGCUGCCUAACCCUUUAUGCUAGCUAUAUAAUCAAUUACCUGCAUUAGCAAAGAAAACAAGCUAACUUAGUUAAAUAUAGACAGAAGUUAAUGUUGGCAAAUUAGCAAAACUUACUUCAACAUACCUCUAUUUUUCAAAUUGAGAUUUUGCUUAGAAUUUACUGAGGUAAGGCUAGUGGCACCGAUCCUCAAAUUCCUAACUGCGGUCUAAUGGCUUAUUCAUACUCAACACUUAAAGUGUGGUAAUGAAAUACAAUCCUUUAAGACUUUUUCACCAUUUAGUUUAUAAAGCUUUGGGUGUGUUGUGUUUGGGGUGACUGGAAUGUAGAUAAGAUAAGAUAAGAUAAGAUAAGAUAAGAUAAGAUAAGAUAAGAUAAGAUAAGAUAAGACAGACAGACAGACAGACAGACAGACAGACAGACAGACAGACAGACAGACAGAUAGAUAGAUAGAUAGAUAGAUAGAUAGAUAGAUAGAUAGAUAGAUAGAUAGAUAGAUAGAUAGAUAGAUAGAUAGAUAGAUAGAUAGAUAGAUAGAUGUUCUUCCUAUACUGUCACUGCCACUGCUUCAGUUAUUGAAAACCCACUUACCUCCAAUGUACCAAUGUACAAUUUUAAAUGGCAUAAGUCCAAUAUAUCAAAUCUAUAAGAUAUGUGUAGUAAUGAAAUAUCAUUAAUAUUACAGAAAAGACAAAAAAAAAAACUCAAAUUCAUGCUGCACUGCUUUUAACUUUCAAGGCACUAUGAAAUAAAAACAAAAUGUUUACCAAAACUAAA
Messenger RNA from Tachysurus fulvidraco (yellow catfish), 2643 nucleotides. It is a transcript of the gene upk3b, whose product is annotated as uroplakin 3b. The record is from RefSeq and is a predicted model, not a curated record. Bases 114 to 1013 code for a protein of 299 amino acids. Lineage: Eukaryota; Metazoa; Chordata; Actinopteri; Siluriformes; Bagridae. The transcript has 6 exons.